AUGUCGUCAGCCAGGCUGAGUCUGAUCAAACUGAUUCAACGGGAAUAUUUUUCCGAAGAAAUCCACUCGGACAACACCAGGGUCAGACCAAAGAGCCUCCUAUACCAGUACAACCCAUUCAGGGACGAGGACGGUAUGCUCCGAUGCAGGACUCGAUUAGAAUUCGCUCCGGAUUCGUCGCGGGAGCAGAAAUUCCCGAUCAUUCUCCCAGCGGACCGUAAUCUCUCCAAGCUUAUUAUCAGAUACAUCCACGAGAAAAAAUGCCUACACUUCGGCGGCGUCUCCGGCCCUCUGCACAUCCUUAGGGAGGAGUUUCUCGUCAUUCACGCGAGAAAACUAGCGCGACAGGUCAUCUCUUCCUGCGCUACAUGCAAAAUUUUCCACGGCAAGGCCGCAAGCCUCCCAAUGGCUCCGUUACCAGCAUUCAGGCUGGAAACCACCCCACCAUUCCAUCACACAGGCUGUGAUUUCGCUGGGCCCAUAAAGUACAAAGAUGACGCGGGCGAAAAAGCGAAAAGUUACAUUCUCCUGUUUGUCUGCGCAGUCACGCGAGUGAUUCACCUCGAGCUUAAAUCCGACAUGUCAACCUCAGAGGUUCUUGGAGCUCUACAGAAAUUCGUGACCCGAUACCCGUCGGUGACCACGAUCACAUCAGACAACGGCUUAUCGUUCCAGAGGACAGCAAAGGAACUCAAGCUCCUUUACGAACACAUCAUCGACGGUGAAAUCAAGAAAUGGCUCGCAGACAAAUUCAUCAGAAGGAACUUCAUUACCCCGAACGCUCCUUCCCAUGGCGGUUUCUACGAGCGUCUCGUCCAAUCAGUCAAGCGUCCGUUGAGAAAAGUUCUCGGAACAUCGGUUCCCCAUUUUCGGGACCUCUAG
Molecule: messenger RNA, 882 nt
Organism: Galendromus occidentalis (western predatory mite)
Lineage: Eukaryota; Metazoa; Arthropoda; Arachnida; Mesostigmata; Phytoseiidae
Exons: 1
Coding region: 1-882 (293 amino acids)
Biological process (GO): DNA integration
Molecular function (GO): nucleic acid binding
Source: RefSeq, a predicted model, not a curated record